AUGGCUGAUUACUCCUCUUUGAAGGUCGCCGACCUGAAAGUGGAGCUCAAGAAGCGCGGCAUCCCCCAGACCGGGCUUCGCCUUAAACAGCACUUCAUCGACAAGCUACUUGAAGAGGAUGCCAAAGGCCAAACGAGCGAGGCUGCUCCCGAAGCUGAAGCCGCAGAGCCCGAAGUCGCAAAGCCAGAAGCCGCCGAGUCUUCAACUAUCAAGCCCGAAUCGCAGCUAGAAUCCACAGAACCCGCUUCCCAGGCGCAAGAGCCGCCAAUCGAAGAGCCAGACCUCGAAGAAACACAAACCGAAGAACCUAAGGGACCAGAAGGGCCGGUGACAGAAGAGACCAAGUUUUCACAAGCCACUCCUUUGAUUGAUACCACUCACGAAGAAACGAAUGUACCUAGCCCACCCACGCCCAAGCAAGCAACGGAAAAUGAAGAACCUGCAGAAUCUGAGAACCAGACGCCAGCUGCUCCUACUGAGCCAUCUGUUGAAGCGACCAAGGAGGCUGCCGAAUCUGAUCCAGUUGAGCAGGCACCUGGCAUCGCCGAUCAAAUCGAUCGGGCUGAUUUCGCGAUAUCUGCUGAGAAAGCUAGACUCUCGGCGCCUCUGAUCUCGGAGGCAAACACAGAACUUUCUACACCACUUCCAAUCGAAGAGGCUCUGGAGGAUAAAAGAAAGCGUAAGCGCCGCAGUCAGAGCCCCGUUCCAACACCAGGGGCAGUUGCGAACAAGAAGGCCCGGGCCAAAGAUGACAGCUCCCAAUCUGCCUCUUUAGACGACAAAUUUUUUGUUCCCCGAGAGGAAAGCACAAGUGCGCAAGAGAUGCCAGAGGUACAGAUAAAAGAGGCUCCAGUGCCGGCGAAGGAUGCCCGGUUUAAGGGUCUAUUCGCUCCCACCGAGCCAGACCAUGCUCCCUCCAAGGACGUUAUUAUGGAAGAUGCCGACGUGGAGCCUGCACGGCAUCCCGCAACCGCCUCUCUCUACAUUGACGGGCUCAUGCGUCCUCUCCAGCCUCUUGCAUUGCGCAAGCACCUGAUCAGCGUCGCGUCUCCUUCGGGCGCAUCCCCAAACCCGGACGUCGUUCAACAAUUUUUCCUCGACUCCAUCAAAACGCACUGCUUCGUCCAGUUCAGUGACAUUGCCGCAGCAACACGUGUGCGCUCCGCACUUCACGGAAGAGUGUGGCCUGAUGAGCGGAAUCGCAAGAACCUCUGGGUGGAUUUUAUCCCCGACCAAAAGGUUCAAGAAUGGAUUCGUACUGAAGAGGCUUCGCAGGACCGGGCCGGUCCCCCGGUGCGCUGGGAAGUCGCAUACGAGACAACCGACGAUGUGACAACGGCUAGCCUGACUGAAGCUGGAGCAAACCACCCGGCUCCAUCGCGACCUCGCGAACCUGGCUUUACCCGUACACCGCCGCUAGGACCGCGCGGCAGUCACGGUCAGAUUGAGCGCGCUUCCAACGCCCCGCCCCCAGCACGAGCCGGACAGGGCUUCAAACCCUUGGACGAACUUUUCAAAUCCACUACAGCCAAACCCAAGCUCUACUAUCUCCCCGUUCCACGGCCGAUUGCUGACAAGCGUUUGGACCAAUUUGACGAGUUGCUACGGAAAGGAGAAUUCCCACGCCGCGGCGGAGACGAGAUGCGCCGGAUCACUUUUGAAGACAAGGACUAUUUUGUCGAUGUUGGCCCGGAAUAUGGAGCGGCGGCUCUGCAGCGACGUCAGGACCGUGGUGGACGAGGGCGUGGUCGUCGACCCUAA
This is a messenger RNA of Penicillium maclennaniae, 1761 nucleotides long. RefSeq names its product SAP domain protein. NCBI's taxonomy places the organism in Eukaryota, Fungi, Ascomycota, Eurotiomycetes, Eurotiales, Aspergillaceae. The coding region runs from base 1 to 1761 and encodes 586 amino acids. The transcript has a single exon. The record is from RefSeq and is a predicted model, not a curated record.